AUGGUUGAACUUUUCAUACCCGCUCCGCCCAACGCGAGUAGGAAACAAGUUGGACGUCACCGGGUGCUGCUGAGGAACUUUUUCGCAUGGCUCCUUGGGCGAUCGCUUGUGGGAGAGACCCUCGGCGAGGCCUUGAUUGGGUUGCUGAGCUGCAUGCACGAAUAUCGAUCCGGAGGGAAAGUGGAUAACACGGCCGACAUGAUGGCGUAUCUUGAUGAAAGGGGCUAUCUUUUCCUGGCCGGUCAGCCGGCGCAUGCCUUGGCGGUCUUGCAACUUGCCGAGACGUUCCGCAUCCGGGACUUGUAUCUUCGAGCCCUGGCACACUGCGUGGGAAUGAGGGACAUGCUCCCCUGCAGACUGGAGUUUCAACACAUCAGCUCGGCUACUCGCAAGCUGAUUCUCCAGAGCGAGAAUGAGGUGAAGACGCGCCUCCAGAGGACGUCGGACAUGCUGGACAAUUUCCUCGACCGAGAGCUUUCCGAGGCGCAUCUGGGCAUCCCACUCGGACUGCGUGCUCACCUGGACCGUUUCAGAAGUUUCUUGCUUUCCUUCUACAGCACGAGGCUGGGCCACUACCCGCCGCGCCCGUUUGACGCAGCAGUAUACCGGGUCAUGGCCAGGGACUUCAAAGCCCUGUACCAACUCUUGGUCGACGAGGCAUACAGCUCGUGCGAAGCCAUGCCGUCCGUUGCCGUGGGCGGCAUCUGCACCCUGCAGCUCAUCCAAUCUUUCGACACGCAUAGCCACCACGAGCCCAUGAAGCACCCGCUCCCCAGACUCCCGCAACUGGAUCCGCCGCCUCGACCGAGGCGCUUGGCAUGGCUCCCGCGGGGUCCGAAGCAACGUGCAGACGAGCGCCGACUGGGACAUGCCGCGCUGGUCAAUGCGUCGAAUUGGAAGCAAGAUGCCUCGGAGAACAGCCUUGUUCGUGCGUACAGGCAGUUUGAAGAGGAGUGCGCCCUUGGCAGGAAAAAGUCGGAUAAGAACGAGAGGCUGUCGCUGGUCGACGGACGCAAGGUCCGAUGGAUCAUGAUAUAUGCUGUCCACCAGACGCUUCGGUACGCUACACAGAGACCCGCCGGCGUGCAGGACGAUCCAAGCGCGAGAUAUCCGGUGACUCUUGCCAAGGACACCCUGCCACCGUGGCAGGACAAACACAACAACAAUGGCGGCUUGAUUCGCAGUCAGACCGAGCCGGCACUGAGCCGCCUCGGGAGGCUGCACAACGGCGACAUGGCCACUGCCGUGGAAAGGCCCGAAAUCAAGCCAGACAUUGACUACUUCGCGUUGACUCACAAGCAAGAUGCCUCGCCUCCGCCGCCUCCCCCAAGGUCAAGACGAGCGUCUCUCCCGCCUUCCAUGCCGGACACCCCGACCACCCUAUCGCGAGCGAGCUCCCUCAAGCAAGCAUUGAGCCGCAGCUCCACAAUCCGCAGGUCGGUACAAAGACUCAAGCAAAGCGCCGCGCCAGCCCCUGCCCGCCCGCUGUCCCUUGCACUCGGCAAGCCGCUAUAUCACGAAAUCGUGGUCCACGGCUACGGCAACGGGACAAACAAGGUCCGCCUCGAAGCCCGUGCCGCCCCGCCACCGCCGGCCCCUGGAGUCGGCCGAAGCGCGUCUACGGCAUCGGGAACAACCUCGAGCAACGUCAGCACGGUACCCAGCUCGGCGAGCUUCGUGGACACGGCAGAGUCCCAGCUCAGCUCCCCGGCCCUUCCCGACCCGCCGGACGAGAGGCCGCCCAAAACCCGCCGAUGGAGCACCCAGGACUCUUCCACGCAUCACGGCGGCAGCCCGCCCGUGCCCAAGUCCAACUCGCUCAAGCGGCGGCCCAUCAGCACCGCCCUCGAAGGCUACACGCACGCCGCGAAAGCGCUCGGGCAGUUGGUCGACCACGAACGCCGCAGCAUCUUUGCCGGCGGCCGCCAAAACGGUUCCACCCAACAAGGCCGCUCGAUGCCGCUGCCCAUUCGCGAAGACGACAUUGACGAGGAGCCGUACGUUUUGCCAAGAGACUCGGGCGACUGGACGGCCAUGCAGGCCUUCCUCGACGGCAAGGGGGUGGAGGCAGACGCGCCGCACGCGUGGGAGCAGUAUGCUGAUCUGGGGGGAUUAACAGAAGUCCGGUGA
Messenger RNA from Metarhizium album ARSEF 1941, 2130 nucleotides. RefSeq lists its product as uncharacterized. Bases 1 to 2130 code for a protein of 709 amino acids. The transcript has 2 exons. Lineage: Eukaryota; Fungi; Ascomycota; Sordariomycetes; Hypocreales; Clavicipitaceae. The record is from RefSeq and is a predicted model, not a curated record.